Molecule: messenger RNA, 1530 nt
Organism: Eruca vesicaria subsp. sativa (arugula)
Lineage: Eukaryota; Viridiplantae; Streptophyta; Magnoliopsida; Brassicales; Brassicaceae
Source: the annotation of a GenBank genome assembly
UCUCUCCUCUCUCCCGCCGCUGCUGUACAUUUCCAGCCGGAGACGGCUCGAAUCUGAAAUCCAUUCGUCGAGGUUCCAUCUGACUUCAGAUACGCUAUCAACAUUUCGAAAGGGAGUUUUCGAUUACAAUAGUGAUAUGCAGAUCACAUGUCUCCCAAUUCAGAUUUCUUCAGUCACUCCCCGAGCCUCAAUUCCAUCUUUAUCCUCAAAUCAUCGCCUUGUUUUUAACAUAGCUUCGUUUCAGAACUCAGAACACGCUUUUUCCACCAUAGCCUUCAAGAGGUCGUCACAUAGAUCACGAACUGGUUUCAAAGCUCCUGUUCUGGCUGCCAUGAGAAGCGAAGAAGAUUGUAUUAUUGAUGAUGAUGAUGCGUUUUAUAUGAGGAGAUGCGUGGAACUGGCGAAGAGAGCAACUGGGUGUACUAGUCCUAAUCCUUUGGUAGGCUGUGUCAUUGUCAAAGACGGUGAAAUUGUAGGCCAAGGGUUUCAUCCCAAAGCUGGUCAGCCUCACGCCGAGGUGUUUGCUCUUAGAGAUGCUGGAGACUUAGCUGAGAAUGCCACCGCUUACGUUAGCUUAGAACCAUGUAAUCAUUACGGGAGAACACCUCCUUGCACAGAAGCAUUAAUCAAAGCUAAGGUCAAACGAGUGGUGAUUGGGAUGGUUGAUCCUAAUCCAAUCGUUUCUUCUUCUGGUAUCACUCGUCUAAGAGACGCUGGAAUUGAUGUCACUGUUGGUGUUGAACAAGACUUUUGCAAGAAGAUGAAUGAGGGAUUCAUCCAUCGAAUGUUAACAGCAAAGCCUUUUCUCGCUCUCAGGUAUUCUAUGUCUCUCAAUGGUUGUUUUCUCGACAAGAUUGGGGAAGGGGCUUCUGAUAGUGGUGGAUACUACUCAAAGCUAUUACAAGAGUACGACGCCCUAAUACUUUCUUCCUCGUUAGCUGAUAAACUCUCCACCAUUUCCUCACAAGAAGAAGCUAAUGUUUCAAUCCAGCCUAUCCAAAUCAUAAUGGCUAGUAAUGCACAACAACAGUCUCCUAUACUUGCUUCUUCCAACUUGGUGGAAGAUUCGGGUCCAAAAGUUGUAGUGUUCACCAAAAAGGAACUGGAUGCAGAAUCCAGAACCAGCAGUAGCGGGGUUGAAACAGUUGUAUUGCAAAAUAUAAAUUUGGAGUCCAUCUUGGAUUACUGUUAUCGUCGUGGACUAUGCAGUGUGUUGUUGGAUUUGAGGGGAGACAUUAAAGACCUUGAAAUGCUUCUUAGAGAUGGGUUUGAGCAGAAGCUGUUGCAGAAGAUAGUGGUUGAGGUUUUGCCUGAGUGGUGCGUGAAAGAGGACGAGAGACAGGUACCGUUGUCGAUGAACUGGUUAGAGUCAAAAGCUGUGAAAGAUUUGCAAUCUAAGCAAUUAGGUGGAAGCGUUUUGCUAGAAUGCUAUCUUUGAUGUUUUGAUGUAUGAAUGUAUAAGUUCUUGAGCUUCAUUUUUUGAAACCUUUGUGUUAUUAACUUGAUUAAUAAAAUAUCACUGUCAUUUUU